GAAAACUCCGGCCAGAAGCGCAGGUAAAAAGGAAAAGAAAAAUCCAAAUAAAACCACGCCGAGCGAGGAAGAAGGAGAAGGAAAAAGAGGAAGAAGAAAUCAGAAACGGAAAAAGAAGAAGAGGAGGAAAAGGAAUGGGCGUGGAUUACUACAAGGUUCUCCAGGUAGACCGGAACGCCAAGGACGAUGACCUGAAAAAAGCAUAUCGAAAGCUCGCCAUGAAAUGGCACCCGGACAAAAACCCUAAUAACAAGAAAGACGCCGAAGCCAAAUUCAAGCAAAUCUCCGAAGCCUACGAUGUUUUGAGUGAUCCGCAAAAGCGAGCAGUGUACGAUCAGUACGGGGAGGAGGGGUUGAAGGGGCAGGUGCCACCGCCAGGUGCCGGUGGGUUCCCCAGUGGGCACGAGGGCGGACCGACGUCGUUCCGGUUCUCCACGAGGAGUCCGGACGAUAUCUUCUCGGAGCUAUUCGGGUUCUCGGGCUUCGGGGGGAUGGGCGAUUUCGGUGGCGGCGGCUCCCGGGCUGGCGCGUCCGGGUUCCCCAGGGGCAUGUUCGGCGACGAUAUAUUCGCGUCGUUCAGAGGCGGAGGUGGCGAGGGCUCCGGCAACCCCCUGAGGAAAAGCGCGGCGAUAGAGCGCACGUUGCCGUGUAGUUUGGAGGAUUUGUACAAAGGGACUACGAAGAAGAUGAAGAUUUCAAGGGAUGUCCCCGAUUCCACUGGGAGAUCUAACACAGUGGAGGAAAUUCUUACGAUUGAGAUCAAGCCAGGUUGGAAGAAGGGGACAAAAAUCACCUUCCCAGAGAAAGGAAAUGAACAGCGAGGAGUCAUACCCGCAGACCUCAUCUUUAUUAUUGAUGAGAAGCCUCAUAGUGUCUUCAAGAGGGAUGGCAAUGAUCUAAUCGUCACCCAGAAGAUAUCUCUUGUGGAAGCCUUGACUGGUUAUACGGCACAGCUGACAACCCUUGACGGGCGGAAUCUGACAGUUCCCAUCAACUCCAUCAUCAGUCCCACUUACGAAGAAGUUAUUAAAGGAGAAGGAAUGCCAAUCCCCAAGGAACCUUCCAGAAAGGGGAAUUUGAGAGUCAAAUUUAAUAUCAAGUUCCCUACCAGGCUUACUUCAGAGCAGAAAACCGGCAUCAAGCGAUUAUUAACAUCUCCAUAACCACCGGCGAUAGCUCUCCCUACCAUAUUCCAAACUUGUGUAAACUUACAUUUGUUUUCCCUGCUGGUUUUCAUCCUGGGAAGAAAGUUUAUGCUUUUGCUGAACUGAGGAUUCCACAAAAACAAUUAUUUAGGAGUUUAAAUUAUUUAUGAUCUUUUCUUUUUCCAA
This is a messenger RNA of Corylus avellana, 1331 nucleotides long. RefSeq lists its product as uncharacterized. Lineage: Eukaryota; Viridiplantae; Streptophyta; Magnoliopsida; Fagales; Betulaceae. Gene Ontology annotation, cellular component: cytosol. The record is from RefSeq and is a predicted model, not a curated record. Gene Ontology annotation, molecular function: protein-folding chaperone binding.